Molecule: messenger RNA, 2360 nt
Organism: Cololabis saira (Pacific saury)
Lineage: Eukaryota; Metazoa; Chordata; Actinopteri; Beloniformes; Belonidae
Gene: vta1
Product: vesicle (multivesicular body) trafficking 1
Exons: 8
Coding region: 93-1046 (317 amino acids)
Biological process (GO): late endosome to vacuole transport via multivesicular body sorting pathway
Cellular component (GO): multivesicular body
Source: RefSeq, a predicted model, not a curated record
GAAGUGCUUUAGCAGCUCUAACAACAAUACAGCAGCGGUGUCGGUUCUGCUGGUUCUGGUGGUUCUGGUGGGUUUUCCCGUCUAAAGUCCUCAUGGCGGUACCGGCUCUACCGGUCCAGCUCAAGGCCGUCCAGCACCAUCUCCGAACCGCGCAGGAGCACGAGCAGCGGGACCCGGUGGUGGCGUAUUACUGCCGGCUGUACGCCAUGCAGACGGGGAUGAAGCUGGACAGCAAGACGCCGGAGUGCCGGAAGUUCCUGGUGCGGCUGAUGGACCAGCUGGAGUCGAUGAAGAAGGAUCUGCUGGACAACGAGUCCAUCAGCCAGGAGGUCGUGGGGAACGCCCACAUCGAGAACUACGCCCUCAAGAUGUUCCUGUACGCCGACAACGAGGACCGGGCCGGACGCUUCCACAAGAACAUGAUCAAGUCCUUCUACACGGCCAGCCUGCUGCUCGACGUCCUGUGUGUGUUCGGGGAGUUAUCGGAGGAGAACGUCCAGCACAGGAAGUACGCCCGCUGGAAAGCCACUUACAUCCACAACUGCCUGAAGAGCGGAGAGACGCCGCAGUCCGGCCCGGUUGGGAUGGAGGACGAGGACGCAGAAGAGUUCGGGGCGUCGGGGUUCUCAGACCGGUCCUCCUUCAGGGCCGACCAGUUCGAGGACCCGGGUUCUGGUCCAGGACCAGGACCCGGACCGCCCCCUGGGAUCGGGUUCACCCCGGCCCACUCGGACCCCUCCACCCCCAACUACAACCACAUCCAGGUCCCCCCGGGGGCCCACGCCCCGGCCAACACGCCGGCCGAGCUGCCGCCGCCCAGCGCAGAAGCUGCUAAACCCGUUCCUGCACCGAGAACUGCUCCGUCUGUCGACUCGGCGCUGCUCACCGCCCAGCAGGAGGGCGGCGUCCAGCUGACCCCCGAGGAUCUGACCCGGGCCCAGAAGUUCUGCAAGUACGCGGGCAGCGCGCUGCAGUACGAGGACGUGAACACGGCCGUGCAGAACCUCCAGAAGGCCCUGAGACUCCUGACCAGCGGCAGAGAAUGAAGCCUUUGUCCCGCUGGGGGCCCUGCAUAGACACAUGUACACAUGUACACACAUAUACACAUACACAUGUACACACAUAUAUACACACACAUAUACACACACACACGUACACACACAUAUAUACACAUAUACACACACACACAUAUACACACAACAAUGGCCGCCAGUGUCCCGCGGCUCGGCGGGAGGAAUAAGUGACUAACAGCAGAAAACAUGGACUCAUUAUCGGCUCCGUCACCUCCGUCAGCUGAGAAUAUCUGAGAAUAUCCAUCACAUAUCCAGUAGAAAAGUGUCACAUAUUGUUUUAUUUAUCCUUUUUUUGUCGGUUAACGGUUGUAACGGAGCGAUAAUUCCUGAUUUACAAUCAGAUUUCCCUCAAAAAAAGAUGCAAAACCUCAUAAAAGUCAAAUCGAAGGAGCGUGGCGACGUCGGAGCUGCAGGAAUCAGAACUGCUGACGUUAGUGCUGAGUCAGUACGGAGGAGACGGAGCAGCUGGAGGAACGGGGGCUAACGCAGCUAACGGGGGCUAACAGGGACUAGCGGGGAUUAGCGGGACUAGUGGAGACUAACUGGGACUAGCAAGAUCUAAAGGGGUCUAACGGAGGCUAAUUGGGAAAAGCGGGGGCUAACAAGGCUAACGGAGCCUAGCACGGACUAAUGGGGGCUAACAGGACUAGGGGGGCUAGCGGGGUCUAGGCUAACUGGGGCUAGCGGGGGCUAACGGGACUAGUGGGGGCUAACGGGACUAGCGUGAGCUAACAGGGACUAACGAGGGCUAACGGGACUAGCGGGGGCUAACGGGACUAGCAUGGACUAAUGGGGACUAACAGGACUAGCGUGGGCUAACAGGACUAGGGGGGCUAGCGGGGACUAGCGUGAGCUAACGGGGACUAGCGUGAGCUAACGGGGACUAACGAGGGCUAGCGGGGACUAGUGGGGGCUAACUGGGGCUAGCGUGGGCUAACGGGACUAGCGUGGGCUAACGGGACUAGCGUGGGCUAACGGGACUAGCGUGGGCUAACGGGACUAGCGUGGGCUAACGGGACUAGCGGGGGCUAACGGGACUAGCGGGGGCUAACGAGGACUAGCGGGGGCUAACGGAACUAGCAUGGACUAAUGGGGACUAGGCUAACUGGGGCUAACUGGGGCUAACGGGACUCUCUUCUGUAAAAACAUUAUUUUAAUACUGACACUGCUUUUCUGUUUCUGGUUUUGAACUUUAAUCUCAGGAGUUCAGAGACUUUGAAAUGUUUUUGUUGCUCGAAGGUUCGGAUUCUGUCCGAGUCGUUAAAAUAAAACCUUUGAGUGAAACUG